This is a messenger RNA of Penicillium nucicola, 801 nucleotides long. RefSeq names its product Sec63 complex subunit SEC66. Bases 1 to 801 code for a protein of 266 amino acids. The transcript has 3 exons. The record is from RefSeq and is a predicted model, not a curated record. Gene Ontology annotation, cellular component: Sec62/Sec63 complex. Gene Ontology annotation, biological process: post-translational protein targeting to membrane, translocation. Lineage: Eukaryota; Fungi; Ascomycota; Eurotiomycetes; Eurotiales; Aspergillaceae.
AUGUUCGACAUAGACUGGCUCAGUCUAGCCGUCCCCCUCGUCUACCUGGGUAUUCUACUGGGAUCGCUAGCAACAUUCUCUUCGCUUUACCGCAAGCGCAAGGCCCACAAGGCUGCUACUUUAGAACCAUGGUUCCCCGCUCACCUCCAGCGCGACAUUUACUUCUCCCUCCUCCACCUCGAGCCCUCGGCAUCCUCCACAAAAGAGAAGAAGGCCCCCACCAUCCCCGAUUCCGUCCUGAAGGCUUCUCUCCUUCGUCGCGCUUCUGAAGAUAUCCGUCGCAUUAUGGCGCUCCGCAGCCAGAAGCAGGCGCUUGCUAUGCUUCUCCAACGUGGAAGUGUUGGCGAUGAUCUCUGGCAGCGAUUCCAGCGCGCGGAGAAGGAGAUGGAAGAUGAGGUUAAGGAUGUUGUUUCAGAGGCCAACGCAUACGCUCCUGGCUGGGGUCAGACUAUCUUCCAGUCUGCUAACGAGAUGAUGAAUAAUGAUAUCUACCGCAAGCGCAUGGAAGAGCAACAGAGCAAGACCGAGGAGGAACGCCAAUGGUGGGCCAAGAAGAAGACUAGCAUCCAGGAAAGCUUCAUGAAGGAGUUGGACGACAGCCCUUCUGAGCCUGCUACCCCCGCUAAAACCCCGGCAAAGCCCCUUGAAAAUGCACCGGCAUCCCCUGCCCCUGCUGCCUCUGUUCAAGGCAGUGAUGACGAUGCGGUGCUUGUUGAGGCUGAUCCUUCGACAAACACCCCUGCUUCUCCUGCCUCACCAGCAGGCGGGGGAAAGAAGAAGAAGAACAAGGGCAAGAAAUAG